Messenger RNA from Lachancea nothofagi CBS 11611, 972 nucleotides. NCBI's taxonomy places the organism in Eukaryota, Fungi, Ascomycota, Saccharomycetes, Saccharomycetales, Saccharomycetaceae. The record is from the annotation of a GenBank genome assembly.
AUGUCUGUUAAAGAGGAAAUCAAGCAGCUUCUAAACGAAGCGGCCAAGUUUUAUGCCGCCAAAGACUAUGAAAUAUCGACAAACUUGUACUCGGAGGCUAACGCUAUUUAUGACGCAUCAACUGGUAGCAGUAAUGCAGAUUAUUUGUAUUUGUACGGAAAAUCUCUAUACAUGCUGGCGUUGAGCCAUUCAGACGUUUUCGGCGGCGACGAUGAACAAGAAGAACAGGAAGUUGAAGGCGAUGAGGAAGAAGAGUCAAAAAAGAAGCAACUCUACCAGUUCAGCGACACGUUAGCCGAGGAAGAAGAGGACGAGGAGCAGGAAACAGUAAAUAAAGGCCCCUCCCAGGAAGAGGACAAUUCUCAGCAAGAAGAAGCCCAAAUCGAACCUCAGGAUGAAGAGACGCCAACAUCCGACUUUGAAAAUGCAUGGGAAAUCUUGGAGCUUGCUCGUUCACACUACGAAAAUAUGCCACAAGACUCUGAGACUCUACAAAAACUCUCUGAGACCUAUGAUAUUCUGGGGGAGAUUUCCCUCGAAACCGAAAACUUCCCACAAGCCAAACAAGAUUUCGCCAAAUGUCUCGAACUCCGACUCAAGGCUUACAACGAUCAAGAUUCGGCACACAGACUCAUUAUUGAGUCUCACUACAAGCUUUCUCUGGCGCUAGAGUUUGACCCGUCCGAAGGUGCUGAAUGUCAGAAAGAGCUAGAAAGAGCCAUUGAGCUCUUGGAGACUCGCAUCAAAGAUCAGAAAGCUGAGAAGGGCGAUGAGGGAUUGCUUGAAGAGCUCAAAGUGAAGCUCAAAGAACUCAAAGUGACGGAAGAAUCUUUCGAUACUAUUAAACGCGAAAGUGUUGCUCAGGUUAAGCAGGUCCUUGGCGUAGCGCCCGUUAACGACCUCACCUCCAUGGUAAAAAAGCGCAAACCCAAACAAGACCAGACACAACAGACCAAGAAGCAGAAGAAAUAA